GCAUUAUGUGAAUACAGUCGCUGUAAGUCUGUCAUCAAGUGUCAGGUUACCUCUGGGCAUGGCGAAGUCUAGUUUCUGGACCUGCAGGGCUAUGAGGAACAGAUUCUGGACUGUGGUCAAUCUCCAGGGCCUGGAACGUGCGCUUCAGCUCGUGGAUGUCACCUUGUCUGCUCUGCACAGCAGCUGGACUGGCUGCUUCCUGGGACAUGGCUGCAGACUGUAGGACCAAGCAAGGCGAAGGCAUCAGCAUUGGGACCUUAUGGAAAUGCAACCUUUGGGAAAUACAACAGUGAGCCUGGAAAACUGGCCUGAAUCAAAUGAGAAUUAAAACCUGCUGGAAUGCUUAAGUGACCAUGGCCUGGAGGUUUCUCUCUCGCUCCGCUUCUCCCUCCCCGUCUCUGGAGGCUGCUGCAGCAUCAGACUCAAGCCCAGGAGUGAAGGCACUUACCAGACCACAUUCAGCCAACAGUGAGGCUGGGCAGAGAGAAGUACGUGAGUCUCCCAUAUUACCAGGACGUAUCACAUGACCAGAUGAUUGUCAGAGCAGGAAUGAUGCUGAUGAUGAGAGGAGUUUCCUUCUAUCUACAACGAAGUUUCUAUGAGUAAUUCUCAAUUAACAAACAGAUUAAACACUUACUUUCAACAUAUUCAUAACUUUUAAGAAAGAACUUUCCCUUUGACAAUCCCAAAAGGAUUGUGGAAAACAGUGUAAACACCAACAAGGAAAAGUCCUGCUGAUUGGUGGAAACUUUGGAGGCCAGGUGUAUAAAAGGUCCAGAUUGCAAGGGGUCAUCAGAUUCUGGGAAAUUUACCUCUGAACAGAAGCUCACCCUCCACCCCGACACCAUGACCCACUGUUGCUCCCCUUGUUGCCAGCCUACGUGCUGCAGGACCACCUGCUGCAGGACCACCUGCUGGAAGCCCACCUGUGUGACCACCUGCAGCAGCACACCCUGCUGCCAACCCUCCUGCUGUGUGUCCAGCUGUUGCCAGCCUUGCUGCCGCCCAACUUGCUGUCAAAACACCUGCUGUAGGACCACCUGCUGCCAGCCCACCUGUGUGACCAGCUGCUGUCAGCCUUCCUGCUGCAGCGCACCCUGCUGCCAGCCCACCUGCUGUGGGUCCAGCUGCUGUGGCCAAACCAGCUGUGGGUCCAGCUGUGGCCAGACCAGCUCCUGUGCACCUGUCUACUGCAGAAGAACCUGCUAUCACCCCACAUGUGUCUGCCUGCCUGGUUGCCUAAACCAGAGCUAUGGAUCCAGCUGCUGUCAGCCCUGCUGCCGCCCAGCCUGCUGUGAGACCACCUGCUGCAGGACCACUUGCUUCCAGCCCACCUGUGUGUCCAGCUGCUGCCAGCCUUCUUGCUGUUGAUCAAGUCCCAAGAGAACCACCGUCCUCACACAACAACCUUCUGCUCAAUUGACCUAUCUUUUGGGGGACUAAUUUACUUUGCUGCUAACAGCCACCGUGCUCUCACCCAAAUUUUUAUGAAUUCUCUGCAUGUUUAAAAUCUUGGGAAUCUGCUUGAAGGAGGGCAGAACACUUCAUCCUGAUUCUCUUUUACCUUCCACCUUGUGGAUCAUGUGCCAGCUUCGUGUGUUCUCAAUUUGGAGUCAUGAUCUCAGCUUUCACUCGAAAGUCAAGAGUUUCAUUCUCUGCUUCUAAGGAAUUUAGGUUUCUGCAACUGAUCGAUAAACUUUGCAAUUAUAUUUUUAUUUUCAGUAUCCUCCUCAUGGUUCUUGUAUCCUUCUUUCUUCUUUUCAUGAUAACUUUGAGUUCUGUCCCUGGUAGCAGAAAUUCUUUGCUAUAUGUUUCUGAAUAAACUCUGAACCAUCCUCAUCUCA
This is a messenger RNA of Rhinopithecus roxellana (golden snub-nosed monkey), 1844 nucleotides long. Its product is annotated as keratin-associated protein 9-2-like. Gene Ontology annotation, cellular component: keratin filament. The coding region runs from base 847 to 1371 and encodes 174 amino acids. The transcript has 4 exons. NCBI's taxonomy places the organism in Eukaryota, Metazoa, Chordata, Mammalia, Primates, Cercopithecidae. The record is from RefSeq and is a predicted model, not a curated record.